AUGAUUUUGGUAUUGAUUAUUAGUAUGAUCAUUGCUCUUGCCAUUAAAGAUUGGAUUUCCGGUGGAGUCAUUGCUGGGGUGAUUUUAAUUAAUGUUAUUAUUGGGUUUGUCCAAGAGUUAAAGGCUGAAAAAACUAUGGGAUCAUUAAGAAAUUUAUCUUCCCCCACGGCAAGAGCAACUAGAAAUGGUGAUGAUCUUACUAUCCCAGCCGAAGAUGUUGUUCCUGGUGAUAUUGUUCAUGUCAAAGUUGGCGACACUGUUCCGGCCGAUAUUCGAUUGUUUGAUUGUAUGAACUUAGAAACUGAUGAAGCCUUGUUGACUGGUGAAUCAUUGCCAGUAGCAAAAAAUUAUCAAAUAGUUUAUGAUGAUUAUUCUGUGCCAAUCCCAGUUGGUGAUCGUUUGAAUUUGAUAUAUUCUUCAUCAAUAGUCUCAAAGGGAAGAGGUUCCGGUAUAGCUAUUGGAACAGGAUUGAAUACGGAAAUUGGUUCCAUUGCAAAAUCAUUGCAAAGUGACAAUGGGUUGAUUAGAAAAGUCGAUAAAUCAAAUGGACGUCAACCACAAAAAAGAGAAUAUUUCCAUGCCGGGUUGGGAAGUAUUUAUGAUAUUGUUGGUAACAUUUUAGGUGUCACUACUGGAACUCCUUUACAAAAAAGAUUAUCCUGGUUGGCAAUUUUGUUGUUUUGGGUGGCAGUGGUAUUUGCUAUUGUUGUUAUGGCAUCUCAGAAGUUCCAUGUCAAUAAAGAAGUGGCCAUCUAUGCCAUUUGUGUUGCAUUAUCAAUGAUUCCUUCUUCACUCAUUGUUGUUUUAACAAUAACUAUGGCGGUUGGCGCCCAAGUAAUGGUUACUAAAAAUGUUAUUGUUAGAAAAUUAGAUGCAUUAGAAGCAUUGGGAGGAAUUGAUAAUAUUUGUUCAGAUAAAACCGGUACUUUAACUCAAGGUAAAAUGAUUGCCAAAAAAGUUUGGUUACCAAAUGUUGGUACAUUGGACGUACAAAAUUCCAAUGAACCAUACAAUCCAACUAUUGGAGACAUCAAAUACUCUCCAUUUUCACCAAAGUUUAUUAAAGAUACCGACGAAGAAAUUGAUUUCAAUAAACCAUAUCCUGAUCCAAUGCCUGAAUCUAUGCACAACUGGUUGGUGACUGCCACUUUGGCCAAUAUUGCUACAGUGAAUCAAAUAAAAGAUGAAGAAACAGGAGAAUUAUUUUGGAAAGCUCAUGGAGAUGCUACAGAAAUUGCCAUUCAAGUCUUUACUACAAGAUUAAAUUUUGGUCGUGAAUCAGUUGCCCAAGGCUAUGAACAUUUAGCUGAAUUCCCAUUUGAUUCUUCGAUCAAAAGAAUGUCUGCCAUCUAUAAAAAAGGUAAUGACGCUAGAGUUUAUACCAAAGGUGCUGUUGAGAGAGUUUUAGGGUUGUGUGAUUACUGGUAUGGUGAAAGGACUGAAGACAAUUACGAUUCUCAAACUUUGAUCAAAUUAACUGAAGAUGACAUCAACUUAAUUGAAGAAAAUAUGGUUGCUUUAUCAUCACAAGGUUUACGUGUAUUGGCAUUUGCAACUAGAGAACUUGGUGACGCUGAUAUAAAUGAUCGUGAACAAGUUGAAUCACAUUUGAUUUUCCAAGGUUUAAUUGGUAUUUAUGACCCACCAAGAGAGGAAACUGCCCCAUCUGUGAAAUUAUGUCACAGAGCCGGUAUCAAUGUUCAUAUGCUUACUGGUGAUCAUCCAGGUACAGCCAAGGCUAUUGCUCAAGAGGUUGGUAUUUUGCCACGUAAUUUAUAUCAUUAUAGUGAAGAUGUGGUUAAGGCAAUGACAAUGACUGCUAAUGAAUUUGAUGCUUUAAGCGAUGAGGAAAUUGACAAAUUACCUGUUUUACCUUUAGUCAUUGCUCGAUGUGCACCAAAGACUAAAGUUCGUAUGAUUGAUGCCUUACAUAGAAGAAAGAAGUUUGCUGCUAUGACUGGUGAUGGUGUCAAUGAUUCUCCAUCUUUGAAGAAAGCCGACGUUGGUAUUGCCAUGGGAUUGAAUGGGUCAGAUGUUGCUAAAGAUGCUUCUGACAUUGUAUUAACUGACGAUAAUUUUGCUUCAAUUUUGAAUGCCAUUGAAGAAGGUAGAAGAAUGUCAUCAAAUAUUCAAAAAUUUGUAUUACAAUUGUUGGCGGAAAAUGUGGCACAGGCUUUAUAUUUGAUGAUCGGUUUAGCAUUUAUUGAUGCUUCCGGGUAUUCAGUUUUCCCAUUGAGUCCGGUCGAAGUUUUAUUUGUUAUUGUUAUCACAAGCACAUUUCCUGCUAUUGGGUUAGGAUUCUGUGGUGCCGAUGAUGAUAUUCUUGAAAAGCCACCAAGUAGUACCAUUUUCACAUGGGAAGUCAUUAUAGAUAUGUUUGGAUAUGGGUUUAUAAUGGCAGUUUCUUGUUUAUUAUGCUUUGUGAUUAUUGUUUAUGGAGCCGGUGAUGGUGAUUUAGGAGUCAAUUGUAAUUCUAUUGAUGCAAACACCAAUACUUGCUCUUUAGUUUUUAAGGGGAGAUCUGCUGCUUUUAGUGUAAUGACAUGGUGUGCCUUGGUGUUAUCUUUAGAAUGUCUUCACCCAAGAUCAUCGGUUUUCCAUUUCCCAACUCGAGAUCUUUGGGCCAAUCAAUUUUUACUUUGGUCGAUUCUUGGUGGGAUUGUUUCUGUUUUCCCCGUUAUUUAUAUCCCUGUUAUCAACACUAAAGUAUUUUUACAUAAAUCUAUUACUUGGGAAUGGGGUGUUGCAAUUGGUUGUACCUUAUUGUUUUUAUUAGGAGCUGAGGUUUGGAAAUGGGGUAAACGUAUAAUUUCAAGAACAGCAAAGGCUAGCAAUCCUGAAUAUGAAUUGGAGAGAAAUGAUCCAUUUCAAAAGUACGCAUCAUUUAGUAAAUCCAAUACGAUGGUGGUAGUAUAG
Molecule: messenger RNA, 2916 nt
Organism: Candida dubliniensis CD36
Lineage: Eukaryota; Fungi; Ascomycota; Pichiomycetes; Serinales; Debaryomycetaceae
Gene: ENA21
Product: Ena21p
Exons: 1
Coding region: 1-2916 (971 amino acids)
Biological process (GO): intracellular calcium ion homeostasis; calcium ion transmembrane transport
Cellular component (GO): plasma membrane
Molecular function (GO): ATP hydrolysis activity; ATP binding; P-type calcium transporter activity
Source: RefSeq, a predicted model, not a curated record